Aspergillus versicolor CBS 583.65 is the source of this 1936-nucleotide messenger RNA. Its product is annotated as serine hydrolase domain-containing protein. The record is from RefSeq and is a predicted model, not a curated record. The transcript has 7 exons. NCBI's taxonomy places the organism in Eukaryota, Fungi, Ascomycota, Eurotiomycetes, Eurotiales, Aspergillaceae. Bases 156 to 1448 code for a protein of 430 amino acids.
CUACUGGUAACCGAGGUGCAGAUAUCUAUAAACUGCAGGAUACAAAAACACAAUACUGCAACACUUCUUUCAUAUACAGCUGAAAUCAAGAGGCUUUAACCUAGUGGAUCCCUAACAUCCAAUUAUUCAUUGAAUACUUUAUAAAGAAAAGCACCAUGGAGGCCCUCGAUAAUAUCCUCGAUAACGCUACAAACCCCACAACGGGAAUCCUCCACGGUGCGGUUUUCAUCGCUGUCGACAGGUCAGGCAAAACAAUCUACAGCCGCGCCUCCGGGCGAGACCGUCUCGACAUUGCCAGCGCGAAGCCUCUUCAACUCGACUCGCUCUACUGGAUUGCGUCGAUGACGAAACUCGCCACGGCUGUUGCGGUUGUGCAGUUGGUUGAAAGGGGUGUUUUGAAUUUGGAUGAUGAUGUGAAGGAGGAGAUUGAGGAGUUGAGGAGUGUCAAAGUUUUGAGAGAGAUGAGGACUGAUCCAUCUUCGGGGAAGGAUUACCCAGUGCUUGACCCUGUUGAAGGGAAGAUUACACUGCGACAACUCUUAUGCCACACCUCAGGCUUCGUUUACGACUCAUCAUCACCCCUACUCCAGAAAUGGUCGAAGUCCCAGGGCAGAUCAGCGUAUACAUUCAGCGGAAGCAUGGAUGGCUAUACCCACCCAUUACUCUUUCAACCUGGGACCUCCUGGGAGUAUGGAGCUGGGCUUGACUGGGCUGGCCAAUUAAUCGAACGCGUAACAGGCUCGCCGCUCUCGAAAUACAUGCAGGAAAACAUCUUUUCUAAACUAGCUGCCUCCUCGACAACAUUCCAUCAUCCUUCCCAACCUCGUGUCUCAAAUACUACUAAUAAUACUCAGCCUCCCCUCCUCGAAAUGGCCUAUCGAGUCCCCGUCUCAAAUAAAAACCAGAGCACAACCACAACCCCCAAAACAUCCCUAACCCCAGGCCCCAUAACGCUGCAAUAUCCACUUAAGCAGGAUCUCGGCGGCAUCGGCCUCUUCAGCACGCCCACUGACUUCACAUCCUUCCUCACAUCCCUCCUCCGCGGCGGGGGCACUCUAUUCCACAAGGGCGAAGAGAGCGUCAAUCUCCUAUUUGCCCCGCAGUUAGAUCCACAGUCCGAGUCUGCAAAGGUACUACCCAAGGCGCUGGGGUGGCAGAUGAAGCGGAUUUUAGGGGCAUCGUCUACUGAUACAGGUACUGUGAAUCACGCUCUAGCAGGCACGGUGACGACGAGGGAUAUACCCGGCCGAAGAAGGGCAGGCAGUGUGAGUUGGAGUGGGUUGCCGAAUUUGCAUUGGUGGGUCGAUCGUGAUACGGGCAUUGCGGGUGCUCUUUUCACGCAGCUUAUGCCCCCUGCGGAUGCAGGUGUUACAGGGCUUUUGAUUGAGCUUGAGAGCGCGCUUUAUGGGGUGUUGAAUGGGGGACCGAAAGGGGGUGUAAAGUUGUAGUGAUAUAUACCCAUUUAGUUCAAGUUGCGGGGGUAUGUUUAGCACUAAUCGAUCAAGACCGGUUCUCGUGUCGAGACCAGGCAGGUACUCUGAACAUUAGACCUUCCUUGUCUCCGAAUAGAUAAAGUCUAAUAUUUCUCCUCCAUGAAAUACCACGGUUUUUCUGGUCCUGAACCACCAUAUUUCUGGCCCGGCAAACGCAUUGGCACGGGUACUGUGCCUCUGAAGAUAUCCAGAAGCCCUGUAUUCUCUUCUUUAGCUUUACUCCCAGCACCGCUUUCUACUCCCUUUCCUUUCCCAGUCUGUGGCUGGUUUUCUGUUUCGUCUUCGGUUUCACUCUCCGUGAUUGGCUCUGAGGCUUCGCUUUUCUCCUUCUCUUUGAAUACUGGGACCACAACUCCGCAUUCCCAGUUUCGACAAUUGAGUUUAGGUUGUUUUGUUGUGCGGUCGAAGACUAGACGGCCCCUAAUAAGAAAAAUAGCAGGUUA